Fusarium pseudograminearum CS3096 is the source of this 333-nucleotide messenger RNA. RefSeq lists its product as uncharacterized. The transcript has a single exon. NCBI's taxonomy places the organism in Eukaryota, Fungi, Ascomycota, Sordariomycetes, Hypocreales, Nectriaceae. Bases 1 to 333 code for a protein of 110 amino acids. The record is from RefSeq and is a predicted model, not a curated record.
AUGGAAGAUAGUCUCAAGCGUGAUCCUGAAGCUGCCGCCCGAGCAUUCCUUAAAUUAAGCCCAGAGGAACAGGCUGCCGCUGCCCAUACUGGUGGCCCUCCUGUCGGCAUUGAUAUUACUGGAACAAAAUGGGAACCCAAGGGGUGUGAAGAGAUUGGAGGUCCAGAUGCACAGUCAUUCAUUGAACUCCCAGACGGCACAUAUCACGGCCUUGGCCCCGGAGUCCUCCAAGUUUCUGAAGAAGAGCUCCAGCGACAGCUGAAGGCCAAGGGCAAGCCAGCUCUGUCCGACAAGAGGAUUGCAGAGCUACGUGAAAAUGGGUUCUUGGAGUGA